AGGCGUGGCUUCGAAAUUGUCGGCCCACAACUGGUCAACACCGUGCACCACGUGUUUUGGAUCUGUCAACAGGCCUAAAUAUUGCAAACUGUGAAAAUGGUGCAAGCAAGAAAAUGGGUUUAUGCCCACGAAUUUGAAGAUCAGCCGCAAACAUCAAACCUGCAACUUGUGACGGAAACCAUUCCUGACACAUUACAAGAUGGAGAGGUCCUGUGUGAGGCAGUCUUCCUAUCCGUGGAUCCCUACAUGAGGCUGUUCAAGGUGGCUGUGGGAGACGUGAUGCAGUGUGAGCAAGUGGCAAGAGUGACCGCCAGUAAGAGUGACAGUUUCCCAGUAGGGACGAUGGUUCUGGCCAGACUUGGCUGGCGCUGGCCACACACCAUCGUUGUGUCCGAUACAUCCAUCCUGGAACAGUUACCUCCCCUUGGAGAACUCCCAGCAUCCCUUGCUCUUGGAACUGUUGGCAUGCCAGGCAUGACGGCCUACUUUGGGGUGGAGGAAAUCUUGAAGCCAGUGCAGGGAGAGACUGUCCUUGUGAACGCUGCUGCAGGUGCUGUUGGCAGCGUUGUCGGGCAGAUGGCAAAGAUAAAGGGCUGCAAAGUGAUUGGCUAUGCUGGAACCAAGGAGAAAUGUGAUUGGCUGAAAAGUGAACUCGGGUUUGAUGCAGUGUUCAACUACAAGGAAACCAAACUGGAGGACAGCAUCAAGGAUGCGGCUCCUGAAGGCGUGGACUGCUACUUCGACAACGUUGGGGGUGAGUUUUCCAGCACUGUGUUGUUCAACAUGAAACAGGGAGGUCGUAUUGCAGUGUGUGGUCAGAUUGACCAGUACAGGUACGACGGCAAACAGCAGACAGGUCCCCUGGUGUAUGGGCAGAUGCUGGUCAAGCAACUCACUAUGAAGGGGUUCAUGUGUCGCCAUUACUUCCAACACUGGCCGGAAGCCAAGAUACAGGUCAUUGAUUGGAUAAAACAGGGCAAGAUAAAGUAUCGUGAAACAAUCACCGAAGGCUUCGAGAAUAUGGCUGAAGCUUUUGUGGGACUCUUCCGUGGAGCUAACACUGGCAAAGCAAUUGUGAAAGUGUGAGACUGUGAGAAGAGAGAGAGGAUUCCUUGAAAGAACAAAUAAUGUGAGACAUACGCUCCAUCAAGAAGCUGCCUGUGACUGUGACAUGAGAUAAUCCGAGUGCAAGAUAUAGUCUGCUGAACAUGUUUUGUUCUUGUGAAGAUUGAAUGUUGAAUAAAAGAAACUUGUUACAUUACUCAUUAACUGAGUAAGCACGUUACAUGCAUUUCUCUUAA
Molecule: messenger RNA, 1301 nt
Organism: Haliotis rubra (blacklip abalone)
Lineage: Eukaryota; Metazoa; Mollusca; Gastropoda; Lepetellida; Haliotidae
Product: prostaglandin reductase 1-like
Exons: 9
Coding region: 97-1086 (329 amino acids)
Biological process (GO): prostaglandin metabolic process
Cellular component (GO): cytoplasm
Molecular function (GO): 2-alkenal reductase [NAD(P)H] activity; 15-oxoprostaglandin 13-reductase [NAD(P)+] activity
Source: RefSeq, a predicted model, not a curated record